Messenger RNA from Oppiella nova, 777 nucleotides. Lineage: Eukaryota; Metazoa; Arthropoda; Arachnida; Sarcoptiformes; Oppiidae. The record is from the annotation of a GenBank genome assembly.
CGCCGGUAUAUCGAGUACUCGGACUUCGUAUGUGUCUGUAACAGCACUUAUUGCGAUGACUUCCCACCGAUAGUGCGGCCAAAAGCCGGUUAUGUAUUGCUCUAUGAAAGCAACAGAAACGGCGAUCAUUUCAAAGAAAGUUCACUUAAAUUCAAGUCAUUCAAUGGAAACAAGAAUUGUGAGAAAAAUAAUUGCCUUAAAAAGGGUAAAGAAAAUCAAAUCAUAAUAUCUGUGGAUAAGAAUCAUAAGUACCAGAAGUUGUAUGGCUUUGGUAACGCUUUUACCGACUCAGCCGGUUAUAUGUUGAGUUCAGUCGACCCAUCCCUGGCCACCGCUAUAAUAAAUAGCUAUUUCUCUGCAAAUGGUAUUGAGUUUUCCUUCGGAAGGGUUCCCAUCUCUGGUACCGACUAUUCCCUGCGUCCCUAUACUUAUGAUGACGUCUAUAAUGACUAUAAAUUAAAAUACUUUUCACUACAAAGAGAGGAUUUUGAAUGGAAAAUACCAUACAUAAAACAAGCACAGAGUGUCUGUCCGCAUACACUUAAGCUGAUUGGCAGUAACUGGAGUCCACCCGUUUGGAUGAAACAAAUUGAAGAGUUUAUAGCUUUCAGUGAACUUAAAGGUGAAGUGGGCGGACAGUACUAUCAAAUUUUGGCCAAUUAUUAUGUAAAAUUUCUUAAGGCAUACCAAAAGAAUGGUAUAACAUUUUGGGGACUGACCACUGAAAAUGAACCGGUUCAAGAUCAUCACGGUAAUAAUUUAAAAAUGACCCCUGAG